Molecule: messenger RNA, 1491 nt
Organism: Neurospora tetraspora
Lineage: Eukaryota; Fungi; Ascomycota; Sordariomycetes; Sordariales; Sordariaceae
Exons: 2
Coding region: 1-1491 (496 amino acids)
Source: RefSeq, a predicted model, not a curated record
AUGCCUCGCAAAACCCUGGGAACCCCAGAGAAGCACCGCGUUUCUUCGGAAAGUGCUCCAAGUCCUUCCUUCAUGCGCAGUCUACGGAAUGCCGGCUCUCCGUCAACAUCACCAUCCAGAAACGCCACCCGUAGUCCACGACUGGGUAGUUUGGCUCAAGCCAUAGCUCCGCCUCCGCGAGCAGCACUCUCUCCUUCUCCUUCUCCAGAUGCUCAUAGAAGUAACACAAGCACGCCGCGCGGUACUAGAGUCAGAGUCAUCGAUGGGGGUGGUACAACUACAAUAACAAAUACAGCUACAACAGACCCUUCCAGUUCCAGCUCAAGCAUGAGAACCUCACCCUCACCUAUACCCGCACCAAGAUCAACAACACCUACACCUACAACAACCGAGGACCUCCUCAAGCAAAAAGACGACCGCAUAGCCCACCUCGAGCUCUCGUACCAACGCACCCUUGACGCCCUGACCAACGCCUCCUCCAGUCUCUCCUCCUUCUCCUCGCUGACGUCCACCACUGCGCACGAGCUCCGCCUUUUACGGUUGGAAGCCGACGCCCUCCGCGCCGAGCGCGACGAGCUCCGCUCCAGCUGGAACGCCGUCCAGCAGAGCCUGCGCGAGCGCGAGGACGAGAUCCGUGACCUGCGCAGGCAGAUGCGCGGGCUGAAGGAGUGGGUGAGCAACAGCACGCGGGCGGACGCGACGGGGGCGGCGCAGCAGAUGAGCGAUGAGGUGUUUGGGGCGGGUAUAGCGAGGUUGGGGAAUGGGUUGCAGAACUGGGUGUUGGUGAAUUUUAGGAGGGCGAAGGUGACAAGUGAAAGGUUGGCGGACGGGUGGAGGGAGGAGUUGGCGAGGGUGGUGCCGAUGUUUGAGGAGAUAUUGGCGAUGGGAGGCAAGAUACACUUGAUACAGAGUGUGGUGUCGAGGUUGUUGGUGGAGAUGGUGUUUGGGGCUUAUUUUGUUGGGUUGACUGGGGAGCAGGAGCGGGUGGUUAGAGAGGCGGAGGGUAUGCUUGCGGGUAUCGCAUCAACGCCCGAGUCUCUCAAUCAGUGGCGCGCUUUGACUCUCUCCAUCCUGAAACGGGAAGCCGACCAGAAGCUACAAGCCGAGACAACCGCCAUUAUCGAGGCCUUCGUUGACAAAGCCAAUAACAUAUUAUAUGCCAUUACGGAUGUCGAUACUAAGGCCACUGAGGCACGGGAUCAGGGUCUGAGACAACUUGUCAACGGCGCGAUCGACAUGUCACGGCUUCUCGUCGUCCAGAAAGCCAUCUUCAAAGUCACCAUGCCCGAGAUCCUGCCACAUCAACGAGUCCUUUUCGAUGCAGCCACAAUGGAGGACAUCGGUGGCGAGGACGAGGAGAGCUUGUCGGAUAGGGAGAUCUGCUGCGUCACGUUUCCGGGAAUCAUCAAACAGGGCGACGAAAGCGGUGGGCAGCUCCAGUGGAGGAAUGUCAUCGCCAAGGCCAGAGUGCUUUGCAGUCCGGAAGAGUGA